CCUCUGACCAAGAUGGCGUCUCUCGGAAAGCAGUGUUAGCAGAGGGUCUUUGUUGUGUCAGAAAGAGGUAAAAUGUGUAAAGUCCAGAUGCUGAGAGCGUUGGUGGAGCAGCGACUAACUGCGGCUGCUGAAGAGAUAUUUGGGCUGUUUGAAAGAACGAUAGCAGAGUACGAGGAGGAACUUUGUCGUUCAAAAGAGGAGAACGAGCGACAACGGGAACUACUGGACGCUGUUUUCAACCCUCAGCUCCGGGUCCACAGAGCAGAUGUGCAGCAGCUGUUGGUGGUAAAAGAAGAGGUUCCGGCUGAGCAGCAGGAGGGCAGCUCCAGUGUGGACCAGCAGGAGCCAGAGUCCCCCCCACACAUUAAAAAGGAACAGGAGAAAUGGUGGAGCAGUCAGCAGGGAGAGCACCUUCAAGGGCUGGAGGAGGCUGAUAUCACCAAGUUCAUAUUCACUCCUGUCCUUGUGAAGAGUGAAGAUGAUGAAGAGAAAGAUAUGCAGCAGCUGUUGGUGGUUAAAGCAGAGGUUCCCCCUGAGCAGCAGGAGUGUAGCUCCAGUGUGGACCAGGAGGAGCCAAAGCCCCCCCCACACAUUAAAGAGGAACAGGAGAAAUGGUGGAGCAGUCAGGAGGGAGAGCAGCUUCAAGGGCGGGAGGAGGCUGAUAUCACCAAGUUCCCAUUCACUCCUGUCCCUGUGAAGUGUGAAGAUGAUAAAGAGGAAGUUCAGUCCUCACAGCUUCAUCAGAGACAAACUCAACACAUGGAAACAGAACCUGAAGGAGAGGACAGUGGAGGACCAGAACCAGCCAGGAACUCACAACCAUAUUUACAACCAGAGACUGAAGACCAGACUGGAGACUCUUCUGAACUUGACACUGAUGACAGUGCAGAUUGGAAGGAGACCAGAGAACCUCAGUCAGCUUUAAACUCUCUGAAACAUGAUUUAACAAGCAAAAAAAUAUUCAGCUGCUCAGAGUGUGAGCAAGGAUUUGUCCGAAAGUCAAAUCUAAAAACACACAUGAGAACUCACACAGGAGAAAGACCUUUCACCUGCUCAGUCUGUAAAAAACAUAAAUGUGUUGGUCAUACAAACACAGAAGCUGAUGGAAAGAACUGUGAAAGACCAGAACCAGCCAGGAACUCUCAUUCACUUUUACAAACGGGGACUGAAGACCAGACUGGAGAUUCUUCUGAACCUGAGACGGAUGACAGUGCUGAUUGGAAGGAGACCAGAGAACCUCGGUCAGCUUCAAACUCUCUGAAACAUGAUUCAAGAUAUAUUAAGCAGCUGUUGGUGCAGCAGGAGUGUAGCUCCAGUGUGGACCAGGAGCAGCCAGAGGCCCCCCCACACAUUAAAGAGGAACAGACGGAACUGUGGAGCAGUCAGGAGGGAGAGCAGCUUCAAGGGCUGGAGGAGGCUGAUAUCACCAAGUUCCCAUUCACUCCUGUCCCUGUGAAGAGUGAAGAUGAAAAAGAGGAAGCUCAGUCCUCACAGCUUCAUCAGAGACACACUCAACACAUGGAAACAGAAGCUGAUGGAGAGGACUGUGGAGGACCAGAACCAGAACCAGCCAGGAACUCAAAUCCACCUUUACAACCAGAGACUAAAGACCAGACUGCAGACUCUUCUGAACCUGAACCUGAGAAUGAUGACAAUGCUGAUUGGAAGGAGACCAGAGAACCUCAGUCAGCUUUAAACUCUCUGAAACAUGAUUCAAGAUAUGUUGAGCAGCUUAUGGUGGUUAAAGAAGAGGUUCCCCCUAAGCAGCAGGAGUGUAGCUCCAGUGUGGACCAACAGGAGCCAGAGUCCCCCCCACACAUUAAAGAGGAGCAAGAGGAACUGUGGAGCAGUCAGGAGGGAGAGCAGCUUCAAGGGCUGGAGGAGGCUGAUAUCACAAAGUUCCCAUUCACUCCUGUCCCUGUGAAGAGUGAAGAUGAUGAAGAGGAAGAUGGUAAUCAGCUGUCGGUGGUUAAAGAAGAGGUUCCCCCUGAGCAGCAGGAGUGUAGCUCCAGUGUGGACCAGGAGGAGCCAGAUGCCCCCCCACACAUUAAAGAGGAACAGGAGGAACUGUGGAGCAGUCAGGAGGGAGAGCAGCUUCAAGGGCUGAAGGAGGCUGAUAUAACCAAGUUCCCAUUCACUCCUGUCCCUGUGAAGAGUGAAGAUGAUGAAGAGGAAGCUCAGUCCUCACAGCUUCAUCAGAGACAAACUCAACACAUG
This is a messenger RNA of Etheostoma spectabile (orangethroat darter), 2217 nucleotides long. Its product is annotated as RE1-silencing transcription factor. NCBI's taxonomy places the organism in Eukaryota, Metazoa, Chordata, Actinopteri, Perciformes, Percidae. Gene Ontology annotation, cellular component: nucleoplasm. Gene Ontology annotation, biological process: regulation of transcription by RNA polymerase II. The record is from RefSeq and is a predicted model, not a curated record. Gene Ontology annotation, molecular function: RNA polymerase II cis-regulatory region sequence-specific DNA binding; DNA-binding transcription repressor activity, RNA polymerase II-specific. The annotation marks the transcript as partial. The transcript has 6 exons.